Lates calcarifer (barramundi perch) is the source of this 1529-nucleotide messenger RNA. RefSeq names its product transmembrane protein 106A-like. The record is from RefSeq and is a predicted model, not a curated record. The transcript has 5 exons. The annotation marks the transcript as partial. NCBI's taxonomy places the organism in Eukaryota, Metazoa, Chordata, Actinopteri, Centropomidae.
GAAGCUGUAUGUAGCUGUGUCUGUUGGUGUGUGCCUCCUGGCCAGUACCUUGGUGCUGUUCUUCCUGUUUCCUCGGUCUGUCCUUCUGUCUCCAGUGGCUGUACAGUCAUCCUUUGUUUAUUUCACUGAAAACAAAGUCCAAAUUAACAUCACGAAUGUAUUGAACAUCACCAACCACAACUUUGUGGCGGUGCAGGCCUAUAAUCUGACAGUCCAAGCCCUCAACUUUGACUCAGUGGUUGGAACAGCAUCCAUUAAGAACGUCACCUUGUCAAACCUGUCCGUCGAAACGUACUCCUUCAUCAUCCCCAUCACGCUGACAGACCCUGGACUGUGUAACUACUGUAAGAAAGUUUCCUUGCCUGUCCACAUUCUGUAUCUACACCUUCAGAUGUCUAUGGCAGUUUACUACCUGGCCCACUAUGAGCAACUCUCCCUGGAGACAUAUGAGUACAUAGACUGUGGAGCAAACAGCACUAUACCACACUAUGUGCAGCCCCCACCCCCCUGAUGGAUGAACAGAUAUACUGUGGACGUAUUUUUUGUGUAGUGGAAUAGUUCGUCUUGCAAUGUUUUUUUUUUUUUUUCAUGAAUUAUGACACCUAACCUGCUGCAGAGCAAACACCUGAGUCUCUGUUCGCAUGGACUCAGCUGAGGUUCAUUCAUGGACUUAAAGCAAAUGAAGCAACCACAGUGUCUAUCUGCUGUUCAUGGACUGUUCAGGAAGCAGGAAACUUAUAACUGAUCUGUGAAAGCAAUUUAUAUAUUAAUGUAAAUAUUUUAGUAACCAUGGUAACAUGUGCAUAAGCAAAAAGUAUGCAAAAGAAGUUAUAACUACCAUCUGUUGUUUUUGUAUGCUGUGUAAUUUGUCAGUUUAUUAAGUCCAUUCAAAAGACAGUGAUCCCUGAGUAGAGCCCCCAAUAUAUUCCUGUACAAGCCUCUUCUUCAUCCUUCAUCUACCUGUUUGUCAUUAUUUAUGGUGAAUAAUUUGUAGCUUAAUAAUAAAUCAUGAAAAAUGCAGAUAAUCAGAGGCAAAAAUGGCAAAUGAACUGAACUACUGGUGUUAAAGCACCCUAAAUGAAGAAUGGACUCUUCCAGCCUGCACUAUAUCUGAAUGAAUGAAUGAAUGAAUGAAUGAAUGAAGAAAGGAUGGACAGAAGAGCACAACUCUUGCCAUGUCUAUUGACAGCAUUACAGUUCCACAGAUUGAAUUGCACAGUGGCGGAAACUGAGGAGAAUGUUUUGACAUUGUGUGGCUAUUGAUUGAAGAGUUCACCAAUAUUAAAAGGAAUGAUGUGGCAGUAUAGAAGUUGGAGCAGUAAGUGUGAGUAAGCGUAACUGCAUCUCCUUUUACUCCACUAUUUUUUGUAAUUUUUUUGCAAGCAGAAAAAAUUCUGUACAGUUUGUGUUAUACUACUUAUCAUUAUUAGGUAUAUGUAAUACUUGUAUUAUCUGACAACUCUACCAUAAUUUUGUUGUCAUCAUUUUUCUGUGUUCAGAAAUUAUUAAUGAAGUCUGUCUGUUUUUUU